AUGGAUCGUCAACCAGCCGCCAUAUCCACCAUGGACCACACCUCUCCUCCAUCCGAAGGUACGCAAGCACAACACAAACUCGUCAUCCUGCCCAAGCUGACGUUCAAAUCUGCAGCUCCCGUUUCCCCAUCCGCUCAAGCUGGUGCCGACCGCUGCAUGCGCCACACGAAUAGCUGGACACCAUCGUUCCAGCGCCGACAAAGCUGGAGUCAGGAGGAACGAAAGCAUGAGAUGCACAUGGACAAAAUUGAGCAGGUCAGCACAGGACCUGGAUUCACAGAGAGGGAGGGCUCCUAA
Molecule: messenger RNA, 297 nt
Organism: Fusarium coffeatum
Lineage: Eukaryota; Fungi; Ascomycota; Sordariomycetes; Hypocreales; Nectriaceae
Exons: 1
Coding region: 1-297 (98 amino acids)
Source: RefSeq, a predicted model, not a curated record